Messenger RNA from Bathycoccus prasinos, 1185 nucleotides. RefSeq lists its product with no specific name. The record is from RefSeq and is a predicted model, not a curated record. The transcript has a single exon. Lineage: Eukaryota; Viridiplantae; Chlorophyta; Mamiellophyceae; Mamiellales; Bathycoccaceae. The coding region runs from base 1 to 1185 and encodes 394 amino acids. Gene Ontology annotation, biological process: nucleobase-containing compound metabolic process. Gene Ontology annotation, molecular function: 3'-5' exonuclease activity; nucleic acid binding.
AUGAGCGCAUCAAUACCGUCAUCAUUUGUCGCUGCUGCUCCUCCUUCUUCUUCUCCUUCUUCUUCCUCAUCAGUUCUGUGCAAAGCGUGUUCUCGUUCUCGAAUUGGGGAAAGCGUGGGCGGGUCGCUGGUGCCGAAAACGUCGACGCAAAGCGGCGGUUUUGUAGCGACGAUGCAGACGACGACGAGUAAUAAUAAUAACAGCAUUAACAACAAUCGAUUCGCCGCGUUGGCAUCAUCAGCAUUGCCAAAUUAUCGCGUUGAAGCGAGUUUAGAAGACGAGGAAGCGAAUAACAACGACAACGGUAUUAAAAGAAGCACGAAGAAGAAGAAGAAGAAGAAGAAAGGAGGAGAACAGAACAAGGGCAAUACUAAUGCUUUGAAAAUGAAUGUGAUGAAAGAUGCAGAGUGUCGAGAAAUUCUGGACGAGUUGGACGAACAGGUUGUGUUUAUCGACUCGUACACGUCGGAAGCGUUUACGCAAUGCGUGUUGGAAUUGAAGCGAGCGAAAGUCAUCGCGUACGAUUGCGAAGGUGUUCGAUUAUCGAGAACGGGGAAGAUAACGCUGUUACAAAUAGCCAUUCCGAAGAAGAUCUUUUUAAUCGACGUGAUGACCAUCGGUGGGAAGGAAGUAUUCACCGACGGCGGUUUGAAAGAUAUCAUCGAAUCCGAGGAGAUUUUGAAACUCGCGUACGACGUGAGAAUGGACAGCGACGCUUUGUUCCAUCAACACGACGUGGUUUUGAAAAAUGUUUUAGACUUACAAUUACUCGAUAUCGCCAUUCGCCGCGCGGCUGGGGGAAUAGUCGAACACCUCCCGUCCUUGUCGAAAACAGUCAGUCGACGGUUAACCAACGCGGAAAUCCUCGUUUGCGAAGACUUGAAAAAACGCGUCAAAAACAUGUACACCUCCGUCGAAGACGGCGACUUGUGGGCGCGAAGACCGCUCAUCGACGACGCCAGAAGAUACGCCGCUUUAGACGCCUGGGUGUUGAUGAAGUUAGACCAAGCCAUGCGUCCAAACGGGACCACCGCGCCACACUUAUUCCCUGGAUUCGACGAGAAAUGGAACGAACGCGUCUUAAACGCCUCGCGAAAGCGCAUAGACGAAUACAAAGAUAAAGAGAUUCCAAUAGAACAAGGCGGGAAGCGAACCGCGGAGAUGACGCAAGCGCCUCCGUUUUAA